Molecule: messenger RNA, 772 nt
Organism: Caenorhabditis auriculariae
Lineage: Eukaryota; Metazoa; Nematoda; Chromadorea; Rhabditida; Rhabditidae
Source: the annotation of a GenBank genome assembly
AUGCAAACCUGCGUGUGUGAAAGUUUGUGGUUCGUAAAAGUGAGACCAUAAAUUGUUUUAUGCCACUGUAAACUUUACUCCUUUCACUUUGACUAACCAUUUUCCUAGGAUUUCAACAGCUAAUUCGUCUUUUUCUACAAAACUAGGCGGCAGAUUUACCCAAUUCUUUCAAAUUUUAAAAGAAUUGCUCGUACGUGGACUUCUUUUCAUGUAGGCUUUUUUUUGAAAAGUUUUUCAAUUUUCUGCCAAAAAAUAGAUAUAUUUAUCUUUGGUUGAUCUUCAUUUUGAAUAAUUAAAGCACCUUCUGAAUUUUUUUAAAAUAAACUCUUUCUAUAAGUUUCUAUUUGAUAUAUUUUCAAUCACGCAUCCAAUCUCUUUAUUGCGGAUCUAAUCCAAAAAAAUUGUUUCCCAUAGAAGAAUCUCAUCCAUUUCAUUUAUUUAAUUCGAAUUUAUAGGCAGUAUAAUUUUCAAGAAUGAACCUCUUGUCCCAUCUUCCGAGAACAGCCAUCGCUAAAAAGGAGAAGACGAGGGCAGAAGGCCUAAUCCAAGUGUCCAGGAUCAUUCACUCAUUCAUUCCAAGAGCAAACGGGGCGAACGACACGGAAAGUUGCGACAAAACGGCCCCGAAUUGCGGCGCGUUUACGAGGGGUCGUCCGUCAUCGGCUGCCAGAUGCCGCCGCUUCCUCUGGAACUAAACUAUUUGUCACAGACAGUACAAGCUCGAUGUUUUGGAAAUCUCAACGGCUUCGCCGAUCGUUUCCGAUCGCAAUGA